Ilyonectria robusta is the source of this 1056-nucleotide messenger RNA. RefSeq names its product HAD-like domain-containing protein. Lineage: Eukaryota; Fungi; Ascomycota; Sordariomycetes; Hypocreales; Nectriaceae. The coding region runs from base 72 to 836 and encodes 254 amino acids. The record is from RefSeq and is a predicted model, not a curated record. The transcript has a single exon.
CAACAAAUCUUCAUCCUGAAGCAUUAGUCCAACCAACAAAGUCAUUUAGCAUUCCACACUACAACUUCAGCAUGCCUUCCUGUUCUUUACCAGUACCAUCGACGGCCGUGGAACAGGCGCGCGCUAGUCUACGCACCAAGUCAUGGUUCGGCUUCGACCUCGACGACACACUGCACGAGUUCCGUUCUGCCAGUCGCGCGGCAACUACACAUUGUUUAAGUGUAAUCGCCAAUGAAAACCCCAGUGUCUCACUAGGAGCUCUUCAGACUCGUUAUCGAGAGGUUCUCAUGCAAGGAACCUCAAACGCCUUUGUUGACGGGAAAACAUCUCACGAUUACCGCCGAGAGCGUUUCUCUGCGACACUGGAUCAUUUUGGGUUGAGUCACGGAUUGAUCAACGAGCUUCUCGCUUCUUAUGAACGGGUACUUGUAGAAAAUUUGACUCUGAAGCCUGGAGCAGAGUCACUGCUCAGGGCAAUCAAGUCCUCUGGCAGGAAGAUAGCAGUGAUCACAGAAGGACCACAGGAUGCCCAAGAACGAGCGUUGAGAGACUUGGGAAUCGCCGAGCACGUGGACUUCCUCGCGACGACAAACCAUUUCGGCGUUUCCAAGACGACAGGGCUCUUCCAGAAGGUCCUAGAUCAUCUAGCCAUUCAACCCCAGGAGGUUAUCUACGUCGGGGAUUCUAUGGAGCGGGACAUCGUGCCUGCAGCUGCGGAUGGGAUCUAUGCCAUUCAUUUAGAUGAGAAGCAGUCUUCCAAGCUCAUACUGGAGCCCAUCACUGUUAAUUCUCUGCUGGUAUUGGAGGAUUUAUUGUCACCAUUUAGUGAAGCUUGAGAAUACAAGUUAUCAGUCCACGAGUCAAGGUUGUCAAACUGUCACUAUGCUACGUAAUUAAUUUUAUGGUCUGGAAUUAUUGGACCGGGUAUGUGAAUUAUUGCAUGAACAGUUCAGUCAUAUCCAGUGAGCGUCUGCUACUCCAGUGGGAUGGAUACAGACAGUGGCCCAAACCCAAUUGCUUUGAAAAGAAAAUAUGUUGAUAUAAAAAUAAAGAAAU